Messenger RNA from Pollicipes pollicipes, 1160 nucleotides. Its product is annotated as glycine receptor subunit alpha-2. Lineage: Eukaryota; Metazoa; Arthropoda; Thecostraca; Pollicipedomorpha; Pollicipedidae. Gene Ontology annotation, molecular function: transmembrane signaling receptor activity; extracellular ligand-gated monoatomic ion channel activity. The record is from RefSeq and is a predicted model, not a curated record. The coding region runs from base 45 to 1160 and encodes 371 amino acids. The transcript has 8 exons. Gene Ontology annotation, cellular component: membrane. Gene Ontology annotation, biological process: monoatomic ion transmembrane transport.
UGGAACUCUACAUACGAAGCUUCGGGUCUAUCAAUCCAUCAACGAUGGAUUACGAGGUGGACCUGUACCUGCGCCAGUACUGGACUGACCCGCGGCUCCGGCACAAGGACAUCACUACCCCGCUCGACCUCAACGACCCGAACUUGGUCAAGGCCAUCUGGAAGCCCGAGGUGUAUUUCCCCAACGCCAAGCACGGCGAGUUCCAGUUCGUCACCGUGCCCAACGUGCUUAUCCGCCUCAAUCCAGGGGGGAAGAUCUUCUACAUGCUGAGGUUGAAGCUGAUAUUCGCGUGCAUGAUGGAGGUGUCCAAGUUCCCACUCGACUUUCAAGUUUGCACCAUGGAAAUUGGCAGCUUUUCCAAGACGCUGUCGGAACUGGAGCUUCGCUGGAAGGCCGAGAAGCCUGUGGUGCUGUACGAGAGUCUCAAGAUGCCGCAGUUUGAGUUCGGCGGCGUGCAGACGUCGAUGUGUGAACAGGAGCAGUCCUCCAGCAUCGGCGACUACAGCUGUCUACAAGCGGCGUUUACACUGCGCCGGUCGCUGGGGUUCCACCUAGUGCAGUCUUACCUGCCCACCAUCCUGAUCGUGAUGAUCUCCUGGGUCAGCUUCUGGAUGGACGUGGACUCGGUGCCGGGCCGCGUCACCCUCGGCAUCACCACCCUGCUCACCAUGACCACCAAGUCGUCCGGCAUCCAGGCCGAGGUGCCGCAGGUCUCCUACGUCAAGGCCAUAGACAUAUGGAUGGGUGUGUGCACGGGCUUCAUUUUCGCUGCUCUGCUUGAGUUCACCCUGGUCAACUAUCUCUGGAGGAAGCGCCCGACGCUUCAGGAGUUCCAGAACGCCAUCUCCAGGGAGCACGAGCACCAAGACCUGCACGACGAGAACAACUGGACCAAUGUCAAGAGCAAGACGAAGCACCACCCGCCACCUGCUCUUCCACGAACUCCAGAAGACGGAAUCCAAGAAGCAGGCGCAGAAGAUCGACGAGAUCUCCCGGAUCAUCUUCCCGAUCGGCUUCCUGUGCUUCAACGUCGCGUACUGGCCUUACUACAUGCUAUGAGCCGCGCUGGUGCGGGCACCGUCGCCUGUUGCGGCGGCGCUGUUGAGCGGGGUCGAUACGUCCGGCCCGUGGGGGUGCGCGCUGUCGACCUCGCUGAGUGA